CGGAGUGAGCGCAGCCAGGGAUGAGAAACUUGUCCCGGAUAUUUACCUAAGUCUACCUGGCCCUGCCGACGAGCCUCGACCUGAGGGCUUCACAGCGGACACACGGCGGAAUAUGACCCGUCUCUGAUGCGAGACGAGUGAGGUCCCCUCUCAGUGACGAGCUAAGGGCAGGGUGUUUGUCUUGAGAGGGAGGCAGAGUUACCGUGGUAACAGACAUGCCAAAACCGGACCUGCUCUGCCUAGUUCAGCUGCUGGACGGCACCAUUCAGACCUUCAAAGUCAGCAAACAGGAUGAAGGUGUGGUUCUGUUGGACCAAGUAUGCGACCACCUGGGCCUGCAAGAGAGACAGCUCUUCAGUCUGCAGAUCAGAGAAUCUAGCACAGCCAUUGCCUCUAUCACAGCCAACACACUCUCUCCUAGGUGGUUAGAGCCUGAAAAACCCUUGAAGAAGCAGAUAAAAGGUCUUGUAUCACCCUUUUAUCUGAACUUCAGAGUUCGGUUCUUCAUCUCAGAUCCCAACUCUCUGCAGUAUGAACAGACUAGGCACCUGUACUUCCUCCAGAUCAGGAGUGACAUUAGAGAAGGGCGGUUGCAGUGCCCGCUGAGUGCAGCUGUAGUGCUGGCCUCUUAUGCUGUGCAGUCUGAGCUGGGGGAUCACUGUCCGUCCCGACUCUCUGGUUACCUCUCAAAGUGCCACUUUAUCCCUGAGCAGGAUGAAGACUUCCUGUCAAAAGUAGAGGAUCUACAUCCGCAGCACAAGGGAUUGAAGCAGAGCGAGGCAGAGCUGUGUUUCCUCAACACAGCACGGACUCUGGAGUUAUACGGAGUAGAGCGGCAUGCUGCCAUGGACACAAACAACGCCCCACUGAUGGUGGGUUUGGCAUCAAGUGGUGUUGCAAUUUUCUGUAAUGCAGUUUGCUCCAGUUUCUUCCCCUGGGGAAACAUCAUCAAGAUCUCUUUUAAGAGAAAGCGCUUCCUUAUACAUCUGAAACGUAAACAUGGGGAGACCCAGGACUGUGUGAUGUCCUUGGUUCUUACUUGUCCCAAGUCCUGUAAGAACCUCUGGAGGUCCUGUGUGGAUCAUCACUCCUUCUUCAGCUCCAACCGUACUGCACGGAGUCCCAAACACAACAACAGCACAGUUCAGGCCUACAAAAAGUUAAUAACGCAGCAUUUAGGUCUGGGGAACAGUAAAACUGACAGCGGUCCUGUGUGUCAUCGUGUCGUUGGAGGGAUGGUGUGGAACCCAGUUCUACAGAGGUCGCUGUCAUCAGAGCAUCUUGAGACAAAGAGUCUUCCCUCCAGAUCUCCCCCAUCCACCCCAAACUGGCGAAGCCCUCGAGUCCGCCACGGCAUCUCCAAACCCCGCCCGUCAUCAGUGGAACUGAGCAGCGAUCUGAAGGAUAUGUCAGAGGGGGAGGAUGUGUUCUACACAUACAGAGCAUCUGUCAGCAGUGGCAAAGGCAGCGAAGGAGACGGGUCACCACGGCACUUAUCUGGCACCUACAGCCAUGGUCCGGAUGAGGCUUUGUUGCAAGCUGAUGACAGCAUAGGAGAAGACGAUGGUGAUCAGAGUUCACCAUAUCAUGAAAAGGGUACUCCAGGUGAUGGUGACCUGCUCUUGAUACGCAUUGCCCCUGAUCAUGAGGGAAAGUUUGGCUUCAAUGUUAAAGGUGGAGUGGAUCAGAGGAUGCCUUUAGCCAUAUCUCAUGUUAAACCCGAUUCUCCAGCAGGUAGAUGUGAACCCAAACUCCUGGAGGGAGACCUUGUUGUCCUCAUCAACGGUCGAGACAUUUCUGAGCACACGCACGACCAGGUUGUCAUGUUCAUACGAGCCAGCAGAGAGUCACACUCAGGAGAGCUGAAUUUGCUCAUAAGGCGUAAAGGUCCAGGACGGGUGGCACCCCUGCUGCAGUUACCUCCUGCCCUCACACUCACCGGCCAAUCACAGGGAGAUAAGCAGCAGUCACCCGGCCAGUCAGGGCGGGUCACGACACUGGAAGAAUCAAUGAGACAGCUGGAGAGAAGCAUCCAGUCUGGCACACUCUGCUUUCACUUUGAGAAUUUAUACAGGAGAAAGCCUGGCAUGUCUCUGAGCUGCUCUCGGCUCCCAGAAAACAUGGAAAAGAAUCGAUAUCGGGACGUUUUACCUUAUGAUGAUACCAGAGUAGUUCUUCAGGGCCAGGAGGACUACAUCAAUGCCAGCCACGUCACGGUGGCGCCCCCAGUGUCUGGUGUUUGUUUACGUUAUGUUGCUGCUCAGGGUCCAUUGCCACAGACCUGCACUCAUUUUUGGCAGACUGUUUGGGAGCAACAAACACACACCAUCAUCAUGCUUACAACUCUGACAGAGAGGGGACGGACCAAGUGCCACCAGUACUGGCCGCAUCCGCCGGAGGUGAAGGAUUAUGGGCACAUGCGGGUGAAGUGUCACUCAGAGGAGUGUAACCUGGCUUAUGUCACACGACAGUUUACUCUGACGCAUACACAGUGUGGUGAGGAGCGCGCUGUCACACACCUGCAGUACGUUGCAUGGCCGGACCACGGCGUACCUGAUGACCCUUCAGACUUCCUGCUGUUCGUCAGCUCGGUCAGGGAGAGGAGGAGAGGUGAAGAACCACUAAUGGUACACUGCAGUGCUGGGAUUGGACGGACAGGUGUUUUAAUCACCAUGGAAACGGCGCUGUCUCUGUUAGACAAGGGUCUGCCGGUGUUCCCACUGGACAUUGUCAAAACGCUGAGGGAUCAGCGACCCAUGAUGGUUCAGACCACGUGUCAGUUCCAGUUUGUGUGCGAGGCCAUCCUGCAGGUCUACAAAGAGAAACAGGAGAGAUCUACAGCGCCGUAAAAGAAAUCAACAACAGGACCAGAACACUUCACCAUUUCAGCCUCAUCUCACAGAGCUGCCUCCCACGGAAGGACCUCCAGUGCUAUUAGAGAUUAACCUCCAUCAGGCCUAUGGGACUGCUAUGCAGACCGGAUAAUGAGUGAAUAACUAGCUUCAGAACACAGCUGUCUGUGAUCUGUAUAGCCUCAAUUCAUCAUGAGAAUACAAAUCUUACACCUAAUCGGCCUUAUUUUUUGCUGAUAGUGCAUUAAGCUUGUAGAGGCUGCGGUCUCCAUAGUGACUGAUAUAAGACGGAUGUGAGCUGCUAAUUUCUGUUCAAGAGGCAACUCAGGAAUGAUGCCUCCACUUAUUAAGCUAUGUGUGCCUUAGACUGACGCCUCCCAGCCAGCAGAUCGAACAGGGCAGCAGAGACAAACAAGGAUCAUUAUAAUCUGUUGUUUAUCUGUGCGCCCUGAGACAAUGACCAUGGCAGGCUUUAGAUCACCACAGCAGAUAAGGUCACUGUGCAGAGGACCAGAGGAGCACCUACACACUGUUCAUCACCUUUAAAUUAUUAAGACACUCAAUAAAAACACUGAUUUUUACGGA
Molecule: messenger RNA, 3437 nt
Organism: Sphaeramia orbicularis (orbiculate cardinalfish)
Lineage: Eukaryota; Metazoa; Chordata; Actinopteri; Kurtiformes; Apogonidae
Gene: ptpn3
Product: protein tyrosine phosphatase non-receptor type 3
Exons: 26
Coding region: 216-2849 (877 amino acids)
Biological process (GO): protein dephosphorylation
Cellular component (GO): cytoplasmic side of plasma membrane; cytoplasm; cytoskeleton
Molecular function (GO): protein binding; protein tyrosine phosphatase activity
Source: RefSeq, a predicted model, not a curated record